Molecule: messenger RNA, 4086 nt
Organism: Gymnogyps californianus (California condor)
Lineage: Eukaryota; Metazoa; Chordata; Aves; Accipitriformes; Cathartidae
Gene: RPGR
Product: retinitis pigmentosa GTPase regulator
Biological process (GO): ubiquitin-dependent protein catabolic process; protein ubiquitination; visual perception
Cellular component (GO): photoreceptor outer segment
Molecular function (GO): ubiquitin protein ligase activity
Source: RefSeq, a predicted model, not a curated record
AUGGGGCGCGGGGGCGGCCGCCCGCUGCGAGCUGCCAUGGCCGAGCCCGCCGAGGAGGACGAGCUGCCGGUGCCCGAAUCAGGUGCUGUUUUCACAUUUGGAAAAAGCAGAUUUGCAGAAGAUAUUCCUAGCAAGUUCUGGUUCAAAAAUGACAAGCCUGUACUUAUAUCAUGUGGAGAUGAACAUACCGCUAUUGUUACAGGGAAUGGUAAACUAUACAUGUUCGGCAGUAACAACUGGGGCCAAUUAGGACUAGGAUCAAAGAACACUGUCAGCAAACCAACAUGUGUUAAAGCUUUAAAACCAGAAAAAACAAAACUUGCUGUUUGUGGAAGAAACCACACUUUAGUUUACACAGAAAAAGGAAAUGUGUAUGCUGCUGGAGGUAACAGUGAAGGUCAGUUGGGAUUAGGUGACACAGAGGAAAGAACCACAUUUCAUUUAAUUAGUUUUUUUACCAACCAGCACAAGAUCAAACAGCUAGCAGCUGGAUCAUACACCUCAGCAGCAGUAACUGAGGAUGGGCAGCUUUUUGUGUGGGGUGACAAUUCAGAAGGUCAGAUUGGCUUGGCUGAUGAAGCCUGUGUCAGUGUCCCUUGUCAAGUGGAUGUUGGAAAACCUGUUUCCUCUGUAUCCUGUGGAUAUUAUCACUCUGCCUUGAUAACAGGAGAUGGUGAGCUCUAUACUUUUGGAGAACCUGAGAAUGGGAAAUUGGGAUUAUUGCCUGAACAGCUGAAGAACAAUAGAGUCCCACAACCUGUACUGGGAAUUAUGGAAAAGGUUAAUAAGGUUGCUUGUGGUGGAGAACACACAGUGGUGCUAACAGAGACAGAUGUAUAUACUUUUGGACUUGGACAAUACGGGCAGCUGGGACAUGGUACUUUUAUUUUUGAAACUUCAGUACCGAAGUCUGUGAAACACUUGAGGAGGCAUAAAAUAUGUAACAUUACAUGUGGGGAAAAUCAUACUGCUGUAAUAGCAGAGAAUGGCCUCAUGUUUACUUUUGGAGAUGGGCGACACGGCAAGUUAGGCCUUGGAGAAGAGAAUUUUACGAAUCAGUUUGAUCCCACUCUGUGUUAUAAUUUCUUGAGGUUCACAGUCCUUUUGGUUGCUUGUGGUGGUUGUCACAUGCUAGUUUUUGCUGCUCCAAGACCUGAAGGAUCUGAAGAAGUACUCUUAGAAGAUUUAUAUGAGAGCCAUUUGACUGCUACUAUCUCUAAAAUGAGUGGAGACUCACUACUAACAAACACCUUACAACUAACAUCAGCACGAAUGCGACGUCGAGAGAGGGAAAAGUCACCAGAACAGUUUAUUCGAAUGGCACGAACUCUGCCUCCACUGGGAGAAAGCUGCUUAAAAUCUUCACUGCCUGUGACUAGCAACACUAGCCCACUCUGUUUUUCUGCCAUAAGUCUUCCUAAAGCUGAACCUAUGAAGGACAGAGACCAUGAAAAAGAAAAGAAUCAUCAAAAAGAUAAACGUGGUGAAAGCUCUGCAGAAGAAGAUUCAGAUAAUGAAAAUAAUGACAGAAACCUUGGAGAUACAACUGACAUCCUAAAUAUGACACAUGCAAUGAAAUUGAAUCCCAGUGAUCAGUCCUUAAAAUUAUCACCACUCCAAAAACAAAAGAAAGAGCAUAACAGUGAGUGCAUCAGAAGAUUUCCCAAGGGGAAAUGGAGGAAGAAGAACAAUAAAAAUGUGAAACUGAAAAGAGAUGGUAAGGGUGGGCUGAAAAACAAGGGUUCUGAUUUCAUGAAGGAGGGCUCAAAAUUAGACUCUGGCUCUUUACAAAAGCAGUCUUCACUUUCAGAGUCACCGGGACAAGAUUUAGAAAGAAGUAGUGCCUUUGUAGGGAAGCCUGUGGCCAAAAAAAAUACAAUGAAAGGUAAAUCUGAGCAUGCACAAAGUGUUAAUACUUUGAAAAGUGGUGUUCAACAAAUUACUAGGGACAAACGCAGAUUAGUGAAAAGGGAAAAAGAAUAUGCGGAAAAUCCUGAAUUUGCCAGAGAGGAUGUAACUUACAGGCUUCCCACUGAAAAACAAAUUCUGAUUGAAAAAACAAAUUCUUCCAAUAAAAAGUCAAAAGCUGUUAAAUCUAAGCAAUCUCUUAAAAUAGAUGUACUUCCGUCUGCAUCCAGGGAUCGGCCCCAGGCUGAUUCAUUAAUUGUACAAAAAUACAAUCCUGUUAAAAAGCCAGGAAGUCAAGAAGCAAUAGAAAGUGGAAACAAAAUAAAGGAUGUUGUUGAAAAAUCUGAUAAAUGUGAAAGAAUAUGCGUCAGAGGAGAAGGUGGUAGUGAAGAGCAGAGAGGGUUUAAAAAAAAGGAUCAAUUUUUGAAACAAACAGCUGUAACUAUGUCAUCAUCUUCAACUGAGGAAAGUAGUAAUGAUCUUGCAAAAUACAUACUUAAGGGUAGGGAAAAAGAAGAGGACUGCUAUGAAGGCAGAGAGGUCCAGAAGGCAAUGAAAACAGUAGAAAAAGUGAAAGAUCUGGACUUAGAAAAAGACGACAGUGAGAUUGAGGAGAUGCAAGCUACAAACAAUGAGAAAGAAUAUGUAGAACAGACUGAUAUAAAAAGCCUGAAUGAAGAAGAAACAAACUCUGAAGCUAAAUCUGAUGAAGACAGACAGUUAGAAAUUAAGAAUGAGGAGGAAUCUAAUAAAGAGCAGGAGAGUGAAGGCAGUGAAAAGUGUGAAAGUGAAAAAGAAAAACUAGAUGAAACAGUUGACAGUGAAGGUGAACUAGGGGAGGAAGAAGAAGAGAGUGAGGUUAAAAAAGAUAGAGAUGAAGUUUCAGUAGAAAGAGAUGAAGAUGAAGAGAAAAAAGAUAAUGAAGAAAAAGAAAGAGAGGAAUCACAGGCUGAAAGAGACAGUGAGAAUGAGGAUGCAGAAGAGGUUGAAGAGAUUAAUCAGGAAGAUGGCAAAGAGCAAGGAGAUGAGGAAGGCGGGUUGAUGGAGGAAGAAGAAAUGCUGAGUGAGGGAGAAAAGGAGGAUAUGGAGGAGGAGGAGGAGUAUGCAAAAGAGGAAGACACUGAAAAAGAAAAGGAGGAACAGGCUAAAAGUGAAGGAAGAGAUGAGAGUGAGGAAGCAGGUGAAGAUAGAGAGGGGGAGGAAGAAAAAGAGGUAAAGGCAGAAGAGGAAGGAGAAGAUGAAAAGGAAAAUGAAGAAGAAAACAAAGAAAGGGAGAAUGAAAAAGACAAAGAGGGUGAAGAGGAGGAGUCAGAAGAAUCAUUGGCAGGGAGGGAUGAAGAAGAGGUAUCCCAAGAAGAACAGGAAGAGGAAGAUGCAAGUAGGAGGACUAAGGAGGUGGGGGAGGAUGGAGUGGAAGAAGAAGGAGAAGAGAGGGAGGAUGAAGUGGAAGAGGAAAGAGAAGAUGAGGAAGAGGAAGAGGAAGGAGCAGAGGCAGAAGCAGAAGGGGAGGAGGGGGAAGAAGAUGAAAACAGGGAAGAAGAGGAGUGGGAAAAUGAAGAAGAGGAAGGGGAAGAAGAAGGAGAAGAGGUGGAAGAAGAUGAGGGAGUAGGGGAGGAAGGAGAAGAGGGAGAAGAGGGAGUUGAAGAUGAUGAGGGAGAAGAGGGAGUGGAAGAAGAAGAGGGAGAGGAGGAAAAAGAGGAAGAGGAGGAAGAGGGAGAAGAGGAAGAGGGAGGGGAGGAACAAGAAGGGGAAGAGGGAGAGGGGGAAGAAGGGGAAGAGGGAGAAGAGGAAGAAGAAGGGGAAGAGGGAGAAGAGGAAGAAGAAGGGGAAGAGGGAGAGGGGGAAGAAGGAGAAGAGGAGGAAGGGGAUGUGGGAGAGGAGGAAGAAGAGGAUGAGGGAGAGGAGGAAGGAGAGGAAGAGGAAAAAGCAAAAGGUAAAAGAAAAAAUUAUAGUAAUAAGCUUCCACAAAAGAAAAGCAAAACCAGGAAGCCAGAGAAGACAGAAAGUACUGCGUUACCAAACAGCUCUAAACAAAAAAUGAAGUCCAAACAGCAUGUAGCAAAUGGUUUACAUAAUUCAGAACAAUUUUGGAACAAUGUGCUACCUCAUUAUUUAACACUGAAGUAGUAUAGACUACUGGAGAUACCUUUUAAGCCUAUUCAGGAAACUUUGGGACUA